Pseudozyma hubeiensis SY62 is the source of this 435-nucleotide messenger RNA. RefSeq lists its product as hypothetical. The transcript is spliced from 3 exons. The record is from RefSeq and is a predicted model, not a curated record. NCBI's taxonomy places the organism in Eukaryota, Fungi, Basidiomycota, Ustilaginomycetes, Ustilaginales, Ustilaginaceae. The coding region runs from base 1 to 435 and encodes 144 amino acids.
AUGGAGGACCCUCGAAUCCGGGGCUGGGAUAGACAGCUGCACAUGCGACCUGUCAAGACGAGCGACCGGGUCGUGGCGCGUGAGCAGAGUCAAAAAACUGAAACCAAGGCUGCAUCUGUAACUCCCUGUUUGUCCGACCUCACCCUUACCGUCGUUCAGCUUACGAGGCAAAACCAAGAUUGCGUUCUCUUGGCUUCAACUCGACACCGACGUCAACGUCGUCUUCGGGAGCUUCGAGAACGGCAGCAGACAAAUCGUUGUCCCCGGAAGCAUACAAGCACUUUCUCGCCAGACUUGCAUACGCGGAGCGUCUUUGUCGUUGGUGUGGAGCGCAAACCCGUCAUCGAUUCGCCGGAUCGAAGCAUCGUUUCACUUCCGUUUGUCAACGAUCACACCCCUCGCAUUCCUUCCCUUCGACAUACCUCGCAUACAUAG